CUUGAGUGUAAAAGCAUAGCUUAUAUAACCAAUGUAUGGAUUAUAAUGGCAAACGGCCCAUUUAUGUAUUAGUUAUUAAAGACGUCUGAAAUAGCUGAUACCGAGACCGGCCGUUUUUCUAACGUUGAAACAGCCUUAAAUUUGGAGAUUCCUGAAAUGGUAAAAAAUCUACUGGUUAUAAAUGGUUAUGAUCAAGGAUCUGUAAUUUCAAAAAUUGACGGCAACUCUUUCAACGAAAUUGAAAGCUCUGCUAGAAAUGAUUUACCAGAUAUUAUCGAAAAAGAAGACUACCUCGAAGACUACCCUAAAUACUAUGGACCCUACCGAAGACCCUACCAAUCAUCUGAAACUCCUUAAAAUAGUAAGCGGUCAUCAUGAAACAAUUUUAAUGAUGGUAGACUAUUUCAAAAAAGCACACCAGUCUGUGAGCAAUCAGUCCUCGAGCCGAGAAUCGGAAUUUUUGAACAAAAGUCGAGUUCAAACAAUGUCAGAGUCUCGAUCAGAGUUGUCUUCAGUGGAUUCAAGAACACCAGAUUUGAGUGAGAAUGCCCUCAUAUUCAAGAAUUUUAAAAACGUGGGGAAAAAUAAAAGUGAUAAAAACGUAUGGAAACCUAUGGUCCAGUUGAACUUAGUGGAAGUGGCCCUUUCGAAUUAA
Messenger RNA from Anoplophora glabripennis (Asian longhorned beetle), 655 nucleotides. RefSeq lists its product as uncharacterized. The coding region runs from base 257 to 655 and encodes 132 amino acids. The transcript has 2 exons. The record is from RefSeq and is a predicted model, not a curated record. NCBI's taxonomy places the organism in Eukaryota, Metazoa, Arthropoda, Insecta, Coleoptera, Cerambycidae.